Messenger RNA from Cladocopium goreaui, 1303 nucleotides. Lineage: Eukaryota; Dinophyceae; Suessiales; Symbiodiniaceae. The record is from the annotation of a GenBank genome assembly.
CAGCUUUCAGCGGAGCCAUGGUGCAAUGCUCCUGUCCCACACCUGGCGCUGCAGACCAUCCAUCCUUCCACCCCACCCCAGCCCUGUGGAGCCGCAGCGCGCGGGUGCCGCGCACGGCGUCACGCUGGUCACCGCGGUCACCGUGGUCAGCGUGGUCAGCGGGCGCCGGGGCCGACGUGGAACGUCGGCACGGGCGGUGCAGCUGCCAUCGCCGUACUCGGCGGAGAAGGUCGCAGAGGCCUGCGGCUCGGAUGUUGGCGCCGUGCUGGGACGUGUCUGGCAGAUCCUGCGGCGUUGCGGCGCGUGGCUCCUGGCGGAACCCUGGAGGCGCCCAGAAGAUGCACGGCUGGCAGCGGAGCUGAGACAUGGUUUGGUGGACCUGGGGCCCAGCUUUGUGAAAGUUGGGCAACUGCUCUCCAGCCGGGUGGAUCUCUUACCGCACGAGCUCCCGGGGGAUGGGGAUCAUGAUAGAAAGCGUCGAAAUGACAUCUUGAAUGACCUGUUUUGUUUCCCCUUUGACACUGCAGUGCUGGUUCUACGCUUGGAGUCUUUCCUAGAGAUCAGUUUGGCUGAUACUCAGUGGUCAUGGAGAGGCGCUCCGUUGGACUAUGUGGCGUCGUUGCAGCGCGGGGCAGAGCGGCAGCUUGUGGCGGAAUGGAAGAGGCGCUUCAGCAGCGGCCACUGGGAGAUCAUGGAUGGCCAGCUGGAAGAAAUCGACGCUUUCCGCACGGCCAAGGAUGUGAAGGCUGGCACCGCAUUGCUGUUCGAAAGUUCCGCCUGCCGCGCGGCUGCUGGCCCCAAUGCCUGCGAGCAGAUGGCUCGUCAGCUGGAGGGCCAUGCGCGAUACCAGGAGGUGUUGCAGUUGAAGGGCAAUCGCUUUACCGGUGAAACCAGGAACCCCUUGCAGUCCAUCCUAGCCUCCAAUGCUCGGGUGUGCAGCCGAGAGCCAAAGAUGGUCGCUUUGUUUGUGACCUGCUCGAAAGUGCCGCAUUCCUGCCAUCCCAAUGCCUUCCUGGAUGCUGACGGGAGCCACGGGGAUGUCCUUGGCAAUUUGCGGCGCUUGCAAACAGUCCAAGAUUGCCCUGAGGGUAAGGUUGAUCUGGAAGAUCCUCACAACAUUGCGCAGAUCGUGCAGGGUGCAGGUUUCAUUGCUUUGGCCAUGUGGUUGAUCUUCGCGAACAACUCCAAGGUGGCGGUGGCACAAAAGGCGCCCUUGGAACAACGUCAUGCCGUCUGCGCCACCAUCAGCACCGCUGUGGCGUUCCUCGGAUACUCCCGGUGUAUCCGUGUGGGGAUGGGUUAA